Messenger RNA from Knipowitschia caucasica, 675 nucleotides. Lineage: Eukaryota; Metazoa; Chordata; Actinopteri; Gobiiformes; Gobiidae. The record is from the annotation of a GenBank genome assembly.
AUGGUGUUUUUGGCGGGAACAGGAACUGUCGGGUCAAACGGCAGGACAGACCUAGGACAGACCCAGGACAGACCCAGGACAGACCCAGGACAGACCCAGGACAGACCCAGGACCGACCCAGGACCGACCCAGGACCGACCAAGGACCGACCCAGGACAGACCCAGGACAGACCCAGGACAGACCCAGGACAGACCCAGGACAGACCCAGGACAGACCCAGGACAGACCCAGGAUAGACCCAGGAUAGACCCAGGACCGACCCAGGACCGACCCAGGACAGACCCAGGACCGACCCAGGACAGACCCAGGACAGACCCAGGACAGACCCAGGACAGACCCUGGACAGACCCAGGACAGACCCAGGACAGACCCAGGACAGACCCAGGACAGACCCAGGACCGACCCAGGACAGACCCAGGACCGACCCAGGACAGACCCAGGACAGACCUAGGACAGACCCAGGACAGACCCGAACCACUGGGCCGGACCUGCCUCAGAACCACUGGGCUGGACCUGCCUCAGAACCACUGGGCUGGACCUGCCUCAGAACCACUGGGCCGGACCUGCCUCAGAACCACUGGGCCGGACCUGCCUCAGAACCACUGGGCUGGACCUGCCUCAGAACCACUGGGCUGGACCUGCCUCAGAACCACUGGGCUGGACCUGUACGGGUGA